This is a messenger RNA of Penicillium odoratum, 2079 nucleotides long. Its product is annotated as GPI mannosyltransferase. NCBI's taxonomy places the organism in Eukaryota, Fungi, Ascomycota, Eurotiomycetes, Eurotiales, Aspergillaceae. The record is from RefSeq and is a predicted model, not a curated record. Gene Ontology annotation, biological process: GPI anchor biosynthetic process. Gene Ontology annotation, molecular function: alpha-1,2-mannosyltransferase activity. Bases 1 to 2079 code for a protein of 692 amino acids. Gene Ontology annotation, cellular component: endoplasmic reticulum membrane. The transcript is spliced from 2 exons.
AUGCCUCAUGCAAAUACCUCUACCCCGCGUCGCGUCGCAAGCGCCCCGACCGUCCACAUCCUCCUCUACCUCAUCGCCUUCCGACUUGCCAAUGCGCUCGCCGUUCGCACAUUCUUCCAGCCAGAUGAAUUCUUCCAGUCGCUGGAGCCAGCAUGGCAGAUUGCUUUUGGAACAAAUCAGGGUGGUAAAGAGCAAGGCGCUUGGUUGACAUGGGAAUGGGAACACCGACUCCGAUCCUCUCUCCAUCCUCUCCUGUUUGCCGCAAUUUACAAAGCGACCGAUUCGAUUGCCUCCGUUCUUUGCAUACCUUCUACGCGCGCCGAACUUCUCAUCGCCGCCCCAAAAUUUGCCCAGGCCGUUUUGUCGGCUUUGGGUGAUUUUUACACCUGGAGACUCGCUAGUCGCAUCUACGGCGAAGAUUCUCGAGGCGCAUGGGCAGCUCUAAUCGCUACGAUUCUCAAUCCUUGGCAAUGGUUCUGCUCGACGAGAACUUUGUCCAAUUGCCUGGAGACAACUCUUACCAUUGUCGCGUUGGAUCAGUGGCCAUGGCAAUGGUUAGCUGGUCUUCCAGCCGGAGAUAACCGCAAAUAUGCUGGGGAGAGGGUCAAGGCUCAGGAUCGCCAAGUGCUACUAAACCUUCGCCAAUGCCUGUCGUUGGCAGCAGUCGCCUGUAUUCUCCGACCAACUAACAUCAUAAUUUGGAUGACCUUGGCAGGACUUGCUUGGCUUCGGAUCUCCUCGGUCCAGCGUACAAUUCUCGUUCGGGAGAUCCUACUUUGCGGCUCUGCAAUUUUAGGUGCAUCAGCAGUGGCAGACCGUCUCUUCUAUGGGAUCUGGACAUUUCCUCCCCUCCGUUUUCUAUACUUUAAUAUUGCGCAGUCACUAGCAGUGUUCUAUGGGCGUAACAAUUGGCACUAUUAUAUGACGGAGGGUUACCCACUCCUGCUCACCACUCUGCUUCCUUUUGCUGUUCCGGGUCUAUAUCUUACAUUGACCACGCGGUUCUCAGCCUCCUCGGCUUCUGAGAGAAUACGGGCAGUGACUCGACUACACUUGGCAACAAUAUGUAUCCUGAUGCCAUUCAUCCUCUCCCUCAUCUCGCAUAAAGAAGUCCGCUUCAUUUAUCCUUUGCUCCCAUCCCUUCAUAUCUUGGCUGCACCCCGUCUAGUGCAAUUCUUUUGGCCUGCUCUUACUUUCAGCUCCCAGACUCCUAGGAGGCUCGCACUCAUCUUCCUUAUCCUCGUCAAUGGGGUAAUCGCCAUAUAUACGUCUGUAUACCAUGCCUCGGGGCCAUUAAAGGUGCUUGGCUACCUCCGCGGCCAAUACGAAGCGCAUUCCGAACCAGAUCUGAACGUAUUCGGCCACGAUACAACUAUUACCGCUGGAUUCCUGAUGCCCUGCCACAGCACCCCGUGGCGGUCUCAUAUGGUCCAUCCUAUCAAUGCAUGGGCCCUGUCCUGCGAACCUCCAGUCGAUCUCAGUGACACACAGAAAGCAAUCUACCGCGACGAGGCCGACCAGUUCUACGACGAUCCAGCCCACUUCCUGCAAAAGAACAUGGCUGGUGGGCUACGCUAUCUACCUCGCCAACCAAGCUACAUAAGUGGAUUUCAACCCAGAAGUCCAGGUCUUCACCAGUGGCCCGAUUAUCUCAUAUUCUUCGCCCAGCUGGAACCCACCAUGCACAGCCUUGUCCGGGGCUCUUAUGCCGAGUGCUGGCGUACCUGGAGCACAUCCUGGCACGAUGACUGGCGUCGUCGUGGUGAUAUUGUUGUCUGGUGCUUGGAUCCCGCUGAGCAGGAUGCGUGGCGUUCGCAGAAAGAGGCAAGUCAUGAACAAAGUCAUUGGCUUGCAUCCGUUCCAGGAUCUCUUCCAUCGUUUUCAUCUUUGCGGACCUUUUUUGAGUCGCACUUCUCUUCAACUCGCUGGCCAUGGAGCAAACGCUCCCGCUUAGAAACUUUGUUGUCAAAUUUCCGACAGAGUCCCAGUUGGCACGAUUGGAUUCCACAUCGACCGGAGUGGCUAGGCGGUCCAUCCAAGAGGACAGUCGAUAAGCGGGAGCAUGGGCUAUGGGAAUGA